AAACCACUUACCCCACCAAAAACUACCAAGACCCCUCGCUCCUGUCACGCUGUCCCCUCGCACAACAACCAGUCAUCCUCGCAGCGCCCGAAAACCUGCGAUUGACCGCGCAGAAGCGCCGAAAGCAGACACCGACAAGAUGGCCGCGCCGCAGGACCUCGCCCACCGCACCAAGGCCGCCUCAAAAUGCUACAUUGACCCGACCUCGGGAAAGGAUGACUCGACGGCAGACGGCUCCGAGGCCAAGCCCUACCAGUCCCUCUACUAUGCGCUGCUGCAGCACCUCGACCAGCCGGCGCCCGUCUACCUCACCCGCCCGGCUGCUGCAAAGGAUGGACUCGACGCGACGACGGCAGCAGCGUGGGAGGAGCCCGCCAAGAGCGCCAUGAAGAAGGCCCUCGGCCGCGUCGAUGCGCAGAAGAAGAAGCUCGCCAAGGAGCAGGCGUCGGCCAGGCAGGAGGAGGAGGAGCGGCGGCAGCGGCUGAAGAAUCUCGAGGAGGCCAAGAAGAUCGUGCUCAAGGAGGACCCGUCGCUGCCGCCGGCCGUGCGCAUCAAGCUCAACAACAAGUCGGUCGAGCUCGGCGAUGGCGCGGGCAAGAAGGGUACCCGCGUCAAGGUAUUCGGCCGCAUUCACGAGCUGCGCGUGCAAAAGACGACCACCUUCAUAACGCUCAAGGACGGCUAUGGCUACCUGUCGUGCAUCCUGCCAGCGGGCGACCUGACCAAGAACUAUGAUGCGCUGAUGUUUGCGCUCGAGACGGCGCUGGUGCUGUACGGCGAGAUGCGGGCGGUGCCCGCGGGCGUCAAGGCGCCCGACAACAGGGAGCUGCACGUCGACUACUACAAGGUGCUCGGGGCGGCGCCGAGCGACCUGGACGCCAUCACCAACAGGGUGUCGAUGCAGCAGGACCCGUGGGAUGCGCAGAUGCUCGACAACCGGCACUUGGUGCUGCGCGGCGAGAAUGCGUCGGCCGUCAUGAAACUGCGCGAGUUUGUCGAGCUGGCGUUUAUCGACAGCUACCGCGAGAUGGAGUUCCGCAAGGUGUCGCCGCCCGCCAUGGUGCAGACGCAGGUCGAGGGCGGCGCCACGCUGUUCAAGUACGAUUACUAUGGCGAGGAGGCCUACCUGACCCAGUCGAGCCAGCUGUAUCUCGAGACGGUGAUUCAGUCGCUGGGCAACGUGUACUGCAUUGAGAAGUCGUUCCGUGCCGAGAAGAGCCUGACGAGGCGGCAUCUUUCCGAGUACACCCACGUGGAAGCCGAGCUCGACUUCAUCGAGUUUGACGACCUGCUCGACCACAUCGAAGAGCUCAUCUCGCGCGUGGUGGACAAGGUGCUGGCGGACGAGAGGAUGCGCGGGUACAUGAAGACGCUCAACCCCGAUUUUCAGAAGCCGUCGCGGCCGUUUAUGCGCAUGAAGUACGAGGAGGCCAUCGAGUGGCUCAACAAGCAGGACCCACCCAUCCUCAACGAGGAGGGCAAGCCGCACGUGUUUGGCGACGACAUUGCCGAGGCGGCCGAGCGCAGGAUGACCGACAUCAUCAACCGGCCCAUCUUCCUCACGCACUUCCCCGUCGAGAUCAAGGCGUUUUACAUGAAGAAGGACCCGCAGGAUCUGAGGGUGACCGAGUCCGUUGACGUGCUAAUGCCUGGCGUCGGCGAGAUUGUCGGCGGCUCCAUGAGGAUGGACGACUACGACGAGCUGAUUGAGGCGUACAAGAAGAACGGCAUCCCCCACGAGCCGUACUACUGGUACACCGACCAGAGAAAGUACGGCUCCUCGCCGCACGGCGGCUACGGCCUCGGCCUGGAGCGCUUCCUGGCCUGGAUGGCCAACCAGCAUACCGUCCGGACGUGCAGCUUGUAUUCGCGCUUCAUGGGGCGGUGCAAGCCCUGAUGGAGCCUUGAGGUGGCUGAAUACCUGGUACAGAGUGUGCCAUAGGAGUUCUGGAGCGAGCGGGUUAUUGCUAGAGUGGUGGUUAUAUUUCAAGAGAAUGGCCGGGUUUCUUAGGAGAGGUAGCCGCAAGACAAAUAUAGACUUGCUUGACGUAUUUCGUGAGGAUUUCGGCGCUUAUCUCCGUACUGCAAGGGUAUGUUCUAGGGGGUUUGGAAGUUCUGGGUGUAUUUUGUGUCCUGUUUUUUGUUUGUCUCUGGAUAUGCUCUACUUCAAGCAUUGCCGG
Messenger RNA from Parathielavia appendiculata, 2180 nucleotides. Its product is annotated as asparaginyl-tRNA synthetase. Gene Ontology annotation, biological process: asparaginyl-tRNA aminoacylation. Gene Ontology annotation, cellular component: cytoplasm. Gene Ontology annotation, molecular function: ATP binding; asparagine-tRNA ligase activity. The transcript is spliced from 4 exons. The record is from RefSeq and is a predicted model, not a curated record. NCBI's taxonomy places the organism in Eukaryota, Fungi, Ascomycota, Sordariomycetes, Sordariales, Chaetomiaceae. The coding region runs from base 140 to 1897 and encodes 585 amino acids.